AUGGCAAGGCCAGCAGUAAAUCUUCCAGAGAAUCAUUUCUUGUUUACAUCUGAGAGUGUCAAUGAAGGACACCCAGACAAACUUUGCGAUUUAAUUUCUGAUUCUGUGGUUGACGCAUGCUUGGCUCAAGAUCCCAGCUCCAAAGUAGCCUGCGAGUCUACAGCAAAGACCAAUCUUCUUAUGAUAUUAGGUGAAAUCACUACUGGUGCUACCAUUAAUUAUGAACAAGUUAUUCGUGAUACUGCCAGAGAAGUCGGGUAUACUUCAAACGAAAUCGGUCUUGCUGCCGACACUUGCAAUGUGAUGGUCAAUAUUGAAUGUCAAAGCCCAGACAUCGCUCAAGCUGUCCACUUAAACAAAGCUCCCGAGGAAAUCGGAGCAGGAGAUCAAGGCCAUAUGUUCGGCUACGCCACAAAUGAGACUCCAGAGUGCAUGCCUCUUACCCACUUGCUAGCCACCAAAUUAGGUCGAAGACUAGCUGAAGUCAGAAAAACUGGAGUCCUCAGAUGGGCUAGGCCUGACGCAAAGACACAAGUUACUGUUGAAUAUAGAAAAGAAGGAGGGAAGGUCAUUCCUAUUAGAGUCCAUACCAUUGUGAUCUCAACCCAGCACGAUCCUGAUGUUUCUAACGAACAAAUUAGAGCUGAUUUGAUGGAGCAUGUCAUUAGAGUUGUCGUUCCAGCUGAGUAUUUGGAUGAUAAAACCAUUUACCACUUAAAUCCUAGUGGAAGAUUUAUCAUUGGAGGACCUCAUGGUGAUGCUGGCUUAACAGGCAGAAAAAUCAUUAUUGAUACCUAUGGAGGCUGGGGUGCACACGGAGGUGGCGCAUUUUCUGGAAAAGACCCUUCAAAAGUCGACAGGUCAGCUGCAUAUGCAAUGAGGUGGGUUGCUAAAAGUUUAGUAAAGGCUGAUCUCUGUGAUAGAUGCUUGGUUCAAGUUUCCUAUGCAAUUGGUGUUGCUCAACCAUUAUCAGUUUACGUUGAUUCAUAUGGCACUGUCAAGAAUGGAAGAACUGAUAGAGAUUUGUUGCACAUCGUCCUUAGAAACUUUGACUUAAGACCAGGCUGCAUCAUCAGAGAUCUUAACCUUCUAAGACCAAUCUACAAAAAGACAGCAGCUUACGGGCACUUUGGAAGAGAAGAUGACCCUGAUUUUACUUGGGAAACAUCUAAAGAUCUCACACAUGAGCUUAACUAA
This is a messenger RNA of Blepharisma stoltei, 1197 nucleotides long. The record is from the annotation of a GenBank genome assembly. NCBI's taxonomy places the organism in Eukaryota, Ciliophora, Heterotrichea, Heterotrichida, Blepharismidae.